UCCUCCUCUGCAGUCAUGAAAUAUUAGUGAUAGGAGGCAUAUGUGCACAGACUACUGGGUGUAAGUGCAGAGAUUUAGUGUAAUAAAUUACGGAAGCGUUUUUGGAGAAGGCGGCGUUCACAAAAACAAGUAAGCCUUUAGUUAAUAAGCCUUCAUCUUUUUGUAAGCCUUCAUCCUUUGAAGUAUUCUUAGAGUAUCAUGGCACAGUCGCAUCAGGACGAGAGCGAUGGGAUUUUCCUGGAAAACGAACUACCCUCGUCGAAGGAUGAAGCCGACUACUCGCUUUCGGUUGUGAAUUUGACGCGGGCGGCGGACAUUCCGCUGCGGUACUUCCUGCCGAAGAUAUUCUCGCCCAUGGAGGCGAGCAUGACCAGGAGUUGUCAGCGAGUGUCGGAGAAGUCCCCCAAGUAUAGAUUGUUGAACACAGACUGGGGGAAUAGGAUGUCGUCUGUCAAGGAAGGGCCCGGUAUCCUGGCGCUGGUAACCGUGGAGAAAAAGUCGCUGGAUGAACACAGCGUCGGCAAGGUGGAGAGCCACAUCAAAAAGUUGAUGAAGGCAACGUCUUGUCAGUUGCUCAGGUGGGAUGCCCAGCAUAUCCUGCUGUACUUUGAAGCCGGCAACGAUUACGACACGUUUGGCAGGUUGUUCCUGGAUGAGAAGUUGGAUAACUGUGAAGGAUUCCGCGUGAAUGCCAUUGAGCCGUCUAUACUGACCAACCCACCCCGCUGCUUUGUGGAGAUCGAGACCAUGCAAGGCACCCAGACCCGCGACACCCUGACGUCUUUCAUUGGGAACUUCUCCGGUGCCUUCAAGCAUGUCAACAUCCUGGAAAUCCAGAGGUUAUUCCCGGCCGGCAGCGCCGGCGACGCCAAACAAGGAGACAUUCCGCGCCUGGCCGUCACGCUCAUGUUCAGCGGCCGGGCCCAGUCGCGCGCCGUGGAAGUCAUCAAAGUGCUGUCCGCGGGGGACCAGUGGAAGCCCUACCAACUACCGGAGCCGGUCGCCAGGGAACUGGAGGACGAGAACACGACGUACUACCAGCACGCCGCGCUCAGCCUGCCCCUGUGGGGGGUCAAGACCGGCGCCACCUCGUCCGGCGUCCGGGUAACGCUGUUCGUCAAAGGCGGCACUGACUUUCAGCAGAUGGAGGCCUUUUACGGCAAAGUGACCGGGGUCUCCCCCUUGCAACAGAACGGCGGCGCGGCGGCCAAGUGGAGCACGUUUCCCUUGUCCAACCGGCUGGAAUUCACCCUUGCCUUCUACCAGGGCCUGAGCCCGCGUGCUAGCGAGAACCACCUCUUGUACUUUCAAACAAACGAGCAGGCCAUCGGAGCGGAGAAGCUCGCCGAAGACCACUGGCAGCUUAAAGAUCCGGAAAACAACACAGCCGUGCUCUUCACAACGAUGAAAUAAAACUAGUCUCUUCACAGUAGAUGUUUGUUUUUUUAUUUAGUGGUACUGUAGAACUAUUGAAAUAAUAUUACACCAGUUCUUGCUAUUCCAUGUUUUAUUUUGUGACUUUCAGUAAACCAUUUGUUUUUGGUUAUUACACAGUCAAAUCAUGAAGGAAUAAAAAUUCCUUCAUGGUCAAAUCUAUGUUCACAUACCCUAUUUAGUGUUUAUUAUUAUUCACAAUUGGAUGAGGUACUAAAACAGGUGUUUGCAUUUUGAAAUGGGUGCAUUUUGACAAGUAGGGCUGCGUCGAAUAUACCGAAUACUUGAAUAACGGAUAUCCGGAUAGUUUUACAUGUAUUUCCGAUUCCAAUAUUCACAAAACUGUGAGUGGUCUCGAGAAGAUGAAAACAAAUGUCACCGACAUUAUUUUAAUCGUUUAAGUUUGCAUCUUUUCAAUAUCUGCUAGUCAGCUACCUUGAAAAAUAUAUUGAUUCGUACACAAUGUUCUUACUUACAGUUAAA
This is a messenger RNA of Patiria miniata (bat star), 1917 nucleotides long. RefSeq lists its product as uncharacterized. The record is from RefSeq and is a predicted model, not a curated record. Bases 199 to 1413 code for a protein of 404 amino acids. The transcript is spliced from 4 exons. NCBI's taxonomy places the organism in Eukaryota, Metazoa, Echinodermata, Asteroidea, Valvatida, Asterinidae.